GCUACUCUAAACUCAACUCAUCAAAAUGUCUGGCCGCGGCAAAGGAGGAAAAGUCAAGGGAAAGGCAAAGUCCCGAUCAUCUCGUGCCGGACUUCAGUUCCCAGUUGGUCGUAUCCAUCGUCUGCUCCGCAAGGGCAACUACGCAGAACGUGUCGGAGCUGGAGCUCCCGUCUAUCUGGCCGCUGUCAUGGAAUAUCUGGCAGCUGAAGUGCUGGAAUUGGCAGGAAACGCCGCUCGUGACAACAAGAAGACCCGUAUCAUCCCGCGUCAUCUUCAGCUGGCCAUCCGCAAUGACGAGGAGUUGAACAAACUGCUCUCGGGCGUCACCAUCGCUCAGGGAGGUGUUUUGCCCAACAUCCAAGCCGUUCUGCUGCCCAAGAAGACCGAAAAGAAGGCUUAAACUGCGAUUCGCCUCUACCCAUUACCAAACCGUCCUUUUCAGGACGACAAAUAAAUUUUUUAAGAGUAUGUUGAUGCUUCUGCAAUGAAUCUGAAAACGCGCAAAAUCCAAGCAACAAGGCAAAUCUGCAACAGAGACGUUUGAAAUGAUCAAGCAGGCUUACCCAGAUGUUGCUUUAGCAAGAUGUGGUGUGUUU
This is a messenger RNA of Uranotaenia lowii, 596 nucleotides long. Its product is annotated as histone H2A. The coding region runs from base 26 to 400 and encodes 124 amino acids. The record is from RefSeq and is a predicted model, not a curated record. The transcript has a single exon. Gene Ontology annotation, cellular component: nucleosome. Gene Ontology annotation, molecular function: protein heterodimerization activity; structural constituent of chromatin; DNA binding. NCBI's taxonomy places the organism in Eukaryota, Metazoa, Arthropoda, Insecta, Diptera, Culicidae.